AUUUGUACUGAAAUGAAAACCACGAGAAAAGUUAAGAUCAAUAUUUUCGUUUACAACGUCAUUUGUAAUAACUCGAGUUGAAGUAACGUAAACUAUUUCGAUAUUCAUUCUGGAAAAAAUAAAAGAUAACGGUUUUAAACCAGAAAUACUUUGAAAUCGGGAGUCAACUAAGUGAAUAGAUAUUCGGAUAACGCUUGGAGAUACUGAAUUAGAAAUAGAUCUGUUAAUUUUGUAAUCUUUAAUUAAAUACAAAAAGUACUGAAUGGCUGAAUUCUCUAGCAAAGUUCUUGAGUAUGAAAGAUUUGUAAAUGAAAAGUUAAAAGAAGAUCUGAGAUUAAUUCUGGAACAAAGGGAUAAAACUUACGGACAAAUUGCAGAAUAUUUGCAGCUUAAAACAACCAUUGAAAAAAUAAAAGAAAGCAAGCAAACAGAAGGUUUAAAGACAAAAGUUGAUAUUGGAUGCAAUUUUUAUGUUCAAGCGAACGUUCCAGAUUCUUCAAGAAUCUAUGUUUUCAUAGGAUUUGGGUUCUUUUUAGAAAUGACACUUGAUGAAGCACUAAAGUUUAUAGGGAAAAGGACCAAAUUACUGAAUGAGCACACUGAUAGACUAACAGAUGAUGCCGCUAAAGUGAAGGCAAAUAUACGGCUAGUCCUUGAAGGUUUGAGGGAAUUACAACAAAUAAAAAAUGAACCAGAGACGCAAAGAAGAGAGAUGUAA
Molecule: messenger RNA, 718 nt
Organism: Mercenaria mercenaria
Lineage: Eukaryota; Metazoa; Mollusca; Bivalvia; Venerida; Veneridae
Product: protein UXT-like
Exons: 1
Coding region: 263-718 (151 amino acids)
Biological process (GO): negative regulation of transcription by RNA polymerase II
Molecular function (GO): transcription corepressor activity
Source: RefSeq, a predicted model, not a curated record